AUGUGGAAUGAAGAAAAAGAGAAAGUUGAACGAAGUAUCUCAAAACUAAAGGAAAGGAUACCAACAGAUGAAUUUGCUUUAUCUAGUGCUCAAGAAGGUAUGAUUCAAAUUGGAAAAUGGUUUGAAGAAAGAAGAGAGGAAUAUAAAAAAGAAGGCGAAAUAUUGAAGGGAAAAGUAGAUCAACUUGUCAUGAAAAAUAUAGAAAAGUCAAAAGAAGACGAAAGACAACAAAAGAGAAUAUUUGAAGAAAUUGAAGAAGAAAAUUACAUUGCUUUCAGAGAUUUAAUCUCCAGAUACGAAGAUCAAAUAUCAAAUGGUCGUCCUGCAGAACUGCUUGUAUUCCUGAAGGGACACAUACUAAAUCCUGGGAAGACAGAAAUAUUUCCUAGGAUCCAAGCAUUAAACGUAACAGAUGUUUGCACUUUAAAUCUACAACAUCAACCAGAAUCAGCAUGCAGUACAGAGAGUAUCAUUAAAAUAAAGACCUCACCUCUAAACGAAAUAGAAUGGACUAAAAUCGUGUACCAAGAUGACUAUCAAAGACAAUAUCAGUGUAAGGGAAAUACUCUAGUUGUCGUAUGCAUCGUCAUCGGAACAAGCCAUUCAUGUGCUGCCCUGUCAUUUCUACACGAUUACAAAAGAGAUCCGUUGAAAAUUAAUUAUGUUUUUUCAAUUGCAAAUUCCGUACUACACAUCAAGAAGGGUGAGGUUACAUAUGCAGAAGAGAAAGAGGAAAUUGGAACAUUCAAAGAUAGGAAUCGUUGGGAGGUUUUAAAUUGUUCAUUUUUGAAGGGAAUGAAAAUAACACCUUCCUUGCUAAAACAUUCUACAAUGGAAACAAAGGACGGAAGCAAGAUUCAGUUUUCAACAUUUUACACAAAGAUUGUUGACUUUUGGAGAAAGAGGGCUUUACACUCUUUAGAAGAAAGAAACACCACCAUCACCGAAAACGACAUUCUCUGGGUUCUGUCAUUACCUCCUCCUUGGGAUUCGACGUCUGAAAGGCUGCUUUUGGAUUAUUUAGACCGAGAAAAGUUAGAAAACUACUGCAUACUUAGUAGUGAAACAGCUAUUUUAAGAUACUGUGAACGUGGUUCUUGCACAGUGAAUAUAUUGAAUGACAUGAGACCUGUCCAGUUUUCCGAAGGAGAGAAAGAAUUCUUUUCGUACAAAGUGAAGUUGAAUUUACAGACAUAACGUCGUCCAUCGUCUUAGAAACCCUUUCUGCUUCAACAAUAAAAAAGACACGAGAAAUGACACUGAGCCUCCGGUCCCUGGAAGGGGACUUUCUUGCAGAAAUGAGUGAACAGUUACAGAUGAAUCGAGACGAUUUAGACCAUCUUAUCGAUGGGGAGACUUUCUUUGAUAGCUUAAAUCACAAAUGUAGACUUGGCGAAUCAGCACUUCAAAAUUCUAGGCAAAGGAUAAAAUUUCAUUUUGAUAAAAAGGACGAAAUUUUGGAUAAAUACAAUUUCUCCAAAUUUGUAAGCGACAAUGGUCCACUUUUGUCGGAAACUAAACAUUGGUUUGAUGUUCCUUGUACAAAGCUUUUUUCAUUAUUACAGGAUCUUAGCUUAAGACUUUCUGAUGAAAUCAAUGAGUUCAUGUUGGAAAAUACUUUUGCAUAUAUAAUAGUCGUAGGGAAGUUUGCAGUCUGGCCCAUUGUGCUUGAAAAUUUACGCUGUCGCUUUUCUGACACGUGUAUUUUAGCUCCGAAUGAUUUUCAUUUACCUAUAAUUACAGCAGGGUCUAUUAUUCAUGGUCACAUGAAAAGAAACAAUGAUCUUGGGUAAACAGGGAUGAUUAACUGUUUGGCAAGACAUAGAAACAUAGAUGUAUAAUGAAUUCAAGUGUUUUCGAUUAUUUUUUAAUGCGAACUAAAAGCACUGAUUAGUAUUCUCAUUAAAAAAUUGUUUUUUUUUCUGCAUGGGAUAUGAUUUAUGAUAUGAGGAUACUGUAUUUGAAAUCCAAAUUGUUCAUGAAUUUUAUGUUUGAU
Molecule: messenger RNA, 1996 nt
Organism: Saccostrea cuccullata (small rock oyster)
Lineage: Eukaryota; Metazoa; Mollusca; Bivalvia; Ostreida; Ostreidae
Exons: 5
Coding region: 1-1197 (398 amino acids)
Source: RefSeq, a predicted model, not a curated record